Messenger RNA from Striga asiatica, 363 nucleotides. NCBI's taxonomy places the organism in Eukaryota, Viridiplantae, Streptophyta, Magnoliopsida, Lamiales, Orobanchaceae. The record is from the annotation of a GenBank genome assembly.
AUGGACGUCCCUAUAUUCUCGAGAAGCAUAACUUGCUCAGCUACAGCUCCUGCAGCCCAAAUACCCAUACAUGAACUAAAAAGCUCAAUUCAUUGUCAAGCCAUGAAACCUGGAAUUGCUCUCAGGAUCAACGUGUUCUGCAAUCACAAGAAAAAGGGAGGAUGUCUAAUGUCAUCUGCAUCCAGAUCGCGAAUAGAAACAGAUGAAGCAGCGCGACAGACAAGGUUUCGGCUCCUCCGAUGUUUGCUCCCCAGAGGCUUAAGCUUAGCUCCGCCGGAAAAGCUUAUUAGCGGCUUGUUCGCGGUCCUGAAGCAGAGGUUAAUGGGAGUGGCUUUUGCCCAAAAGUUUACUGACGGAGCAUAA